Molecule: messenger RNA, 504 nt
Organism: Danio aesculapii
Lineage: Eukaryota; Metazoa; Chordata; Actinopteri; Cypriniformes; Danionidae
Product: NADH dehydrogenase [ubiquinone] 1 beta subcomplex subunit 3-like
Exons: 3
Coding region: 92-376 (94 amino acids)
Biological process (GO): mitochondrial respiratory chain complex I assembly; electron transport chain
Cellular component (GO): mitochondrion
Source: RefSeq, a predicted model, not a curated record
CAGACCGUGAUGUAAACCGGAAGUUGAAUGUAGGAGCUUCCGACAGUGCUUGUGGAUUCCUGCUGGAGGUCACUUUGCUUUAAAAGCAGAUAUGGGUGGAGAUCAUGGACACGCUCACGGUAAAACCCCCCUGCCGGACUACAGACAGUGGAAGUGGGAAGGGACGCCGCUGGAGGUCGUGCAGAAGAAACUGGCUGGCAAAGGACUGAGAGACCCCUGGGCUCGGAAUGAAGCAUGGAGGUACAAGAGCACCUUCAGCAUCCCCAUCUCCCUCAAAGACGUGUUCCUGCGCGGCUUCAAGUACGGAUUCGCAGCGUUUGUGGUGUCUCUGGCGGUGGAGUACACCUUCUUCCCUCCGGAGAAGAGCAAACACUGAGCGCGUGUGUGUAAGACUGUGUGUUCGCUGCGGGUUUGAUCUUCACACGAGCCUGUCCUGAGCUCCUAAUACAUUCAGAAAGUACAUUCAUCACUGAUUCCCUCUCUAGAAUAAAUUAAAUGAUCUGA